Sceloporus undulatus (fence lizard) is the source of this 1849-nucleotide messenger RNA. It is a transcript of the gene G6PC3, whose product is annotated as glucose-6-phosphatase catalytic subunit 3. The transcript is spliced from 7 exons. Lineage: Eukaryota; Metazoa; Chordata; Lepidosauria; Squamata; Phrynosomatidae. Bases 106 to 1146 code for a protein of 346 amino acids. Gene Ontology annotation, biological process: glucose 6-phosphate metabolic process; gluconeogenesis. Gene Ontology annotation, cellular component: membrane. The record is from RefSeq and is a predicted model, not a curated record. Gene Ontology annotation, molecular function: glucose-6-phosphatase activity.
GGGGGCUGAGCAUGGCAGCCCAGCCGGCUCCAGCGACUGCAGAGAGCGGAAGAAGUGAAUGAGGAACUCAGAGAAGGAAGAGCAAAAGGAGGAGGCUUUUCUAUCAUGGAUGUUUUCUACAGCAGUGGAGUCUGGUUUGCAGAGCUGCUACAGAGAAAUCUUGUGGGCCUAGAAGACUUUUGGCUUUGGGUGACCUUCUUGGGUGAUCCUAAAUGCGUCUUCCUCAUUUAUUUCCCUCUUGCUUAUUUUCUGCUGGACCAAAAGGUUGGAGUAAAAGUGCUCUGGCUGGGCUUAAUCUCCGAAUGGCUCAAUUUAGUCUCUAAAUGGUUUUUAUUUGGCGAAAGGCCCUUCUGGUGGAUGUUUCAAUCUGGGUUUUCCAGGAAGGGGGAAGACUUUCCCCGCCAGUUCCCUGCAAGCUGUGAAACAGGACCAGGCAGUCCCUCUGGCCAUUGUAUGAUCACUGGUGCAGCUCUGUGGCCAGUAGUAAUCACUCUGACCACACAGAUAUCCCAACACUCCAAAAGCUGGCUGGUGAAGGCAGUGCCCUUUCAGGUUUAUCUCCUCUUCCUCCUAGCUGUAGGUCUGUCACGCAUCUUCAUUCUGGCUCAUUUCCCCCACCAAGUCCUUGCUGGCAUCUUGGCAGGGAUAAGCCUGGGAUGGCUGCUAGAAUCCCGAGUCCCAUUAGAGAGAGGACUCUGCUUCUAUUUAUUGGCUUCACUGUCCCUUUUGCUCAGCAGCGUGAUGACCUAUUGGACACUGAUUGCUCUGGGCAUAGAUGUCACUUGGUCCAUCAACCUAGCUACCAAGUGGUGCGCGAACCCCGAGUGGAUCCGAAUAGACACACGUCCCUUUGCAUCACUGAAUCGUGAUAUGGCCACAGCUCUUGGGCUGGGACUUGCCUUCCACUCUUCCUACUACGCCCAGCUUAAGUGUGAGAGGCCCGGCUGGUCUCAGAGGGCACUGUGCGCUAUCUUGGCCCUUGUUCUCCUGCACCUCCUCAGUGGUGCGGCACAACCGCACAAUGUGGCUCUCUGGUACGGGCUGAACUUUGUGAAGUAUGCCACUUUCCCAUGGGUGGUGAUCGCAUUGCUCCCUAGAGCAGUUCAGGCUGUGACCUCCAGGGUGAUACCAAUCCACAAAGAGUAGCCAGAGGGACCAUUUACUCUUUUAGGACAGCCACAGAUAGGGAAAGGAGCUCAUAGAACUGGGCAGGAUUUUCUUUGGGGCACUCCCCACUUAGCAUAGAAUAGGUCCUUCCAUCAAAAGACCUUAUGCAUUUUACCUCAAAAGGGACUGUUCCUUCUACUCAGGCCAGUGUGUUUUUUUCUUUUUAUCUAAGCAGCUGUACCAAAAAUGCUACUUUGAACCCUCCUCACCCCAGCUCAAUUGUAUCAACAGCGUGUUUCUCUUUCAUACCCAGGGGUUAUUGUUUGCAUUCAGCAUUCAGGUCUCAAAAGUGCAACCCAAAAGAUUUUCAGAAAGUAUUUCCAACAGAGAUGGAUUGACAAUGGGACACAGUGGUUGCUUUGUGGCACUGUGGAAUCAUUGUAAGAGACACAUGCAAGUUGGACAAUGAUUUAACUGAAAUAGGUCAGAUGGGUAAGAGGAGGUGGUGGCAGCACUACUGAUGAAGUUUCUGUGCCUCCACUUAAUUUGUGUCAAAUAGGGCACUCUAAUUCCAUCUAGUAUCUAAUGUAUCAGCACCAUCCCUUUCUAACUUGAAUUCAGGGAAAAGAACUGAUGCAAACAUCCUAAAGCUCCAAGCCAGUAGCCAUCCCAAAGCUCUGAACCAGGGGUAGGCAACCUUUUUGAGCCGGGGGCCGGGUUGCUGUCCCUCAGACAAUUGGGG